Blepharisma stoltei is the source of this 997-nucleotide messenger RNA. The record is from the annotation of a GenBank genome assembly. Lineage: Eukaryota; Ciliophora; Heterotrichea; Heterotrichida; Blepharismidae.
AUGUUCGAAGCAUUACUAAGCAAAGCACUUAUUCUAAAGAGGAUUGUUGAAGCCUUAAAAGAGCUCGUGACAGAUGUAAACUUCGAGUGUACGCCUGCAGGCAUUUCUCUCCAAGCAAUGGAUGCUUCUCAUGUUGCUUUAGUCACUUUUAUCCUUGACGCAAAUGGCUUUGACGAAUUCCGCUGUGAUCGCGCCCAAACUUUAGGCCUUUCAAUUACAAAUUUAGGUAAGAUUCUCAAGUGCGCUGAAAAUGACGAUCGCGUUCAAAUUCGUGCUGAGGACAAUGCGAGUAUAAUUACGUUUAUUUUUGAGGGAAAAGAUGAUGAUAAAGUGUCUGAGUUUAAUCUUAAUUUAUUAAAUUUAGACUCAGAACAUCUGGGGAUUCCAGAACAAGAGUAUCCUUGUGUCAUUACCCUGCCAAGCGCAGAAUUCACAAGGAUAUGCCGAGAUAUGUCACAGAUGACUGAAACAUUGGCCAUUGAAGUAACAAAGCAAAGCGUCCAUUUUAAAGUUGGGGGAGAUAUUGGGGAAGGAAAAAUUUCACUGAAGCCCAAAAAUGAUGGAAAAAAUAAAGUUCAUUUAGAAGUCAAUGAAAAUGUGAGCUGCUCAUAUGCAUUGAGGUAUUUGAACUUGUUCAACAAGGGCGCGAGUUUAGGAGAUGAAGCUGUACUAAUGAUUGCUACUGACUUGCCCUUAGUUUUGAUUUUUAAUUUUGAGUUGGGAGUUUUGAAAUAUUACUUACUCACAUGAUGAAAUAAAAAUUUUUGAUCAAAAUUUAGAAGAUCAUAAAAAUUUGAAAAUAAAAAUUUAAUUAUAGAAUAAAUAUUUAGAAAGCAAGCUAUUUAAAAGUUCUAUAGGUAUUUAAUUAUAAUAACUACAACUUAUAUUAAAAAUUUUACUAUCUUGCAGCGGUUAUUAUCCCAAAAAAUUUGGAAUUUACUGAUAGUUUUUCUCGUCAACGGAUGGGGAGUUAGCACCUAAGGUGUCUGAAGAUUAA